GCAACUCCAUGUUUACAGUCUCUCAGUUUCAAAACACGAGCACGGAAGGUGUGUUGAUAAACAGACAUGACGGUGGACAAUAUGAAAAAGAAAGCGCUGGACACAAGUUCAGAAGGAUCAGACAAUGAAAAAGUUCAACUAAAACGAACAAUUACGUUAUUCAAUGGUGUCGCUAUUAUUGUCGGGUCGAUUGUAGGAUCUGGUAUUUUUGUUUCGCCAAAAGGUGUACUAGCUGAAGCAGGGUCGUUUGGAGCAGCCUUAGUAAUAUGGAUUAUGUGUGGAUUUCUGUCAUUAAUUGGUGCCCUAUGUUAUGCCGAGUUAGGAACAACUAUCACCAGAUCAGGGGGAGACUAUGCUUAUAUCCUUGAUGCCUUUGGUCCAUGUCUUGCUUUCUUACAGCUAUGGGUUAACCUUAUAAUCAUCAGACCUACUGCCCAAGCUGUGGUAUCUUUGACAUUUGCUUACUAUGUAUUACAACCAGGAUUUGAGACAUGUGAUCCACCAAAGAUUGCUGUAAGAUUUUUAGCUGCUAUUUGCAUAAGUAUCCUAACCUUCAUUAAUGUGUAUAGUGUUAGAGCAGCCACAAGGAUACAAGAUGUGUUCACAGUUGCUAAGAUACUUGCUCUGAUAAUCAUCACCUUAACUGGUCUUGUUAUGAUAGGUCAAGGUGAAGUGGAAUAUUUUACAUUUGAGAACACAAAUGCAGAUGUUGGUAAAAUGUCACUGGCUUUGUACUCUGGACUAUUUGCUUAUGCUGGAUGGAACUUCUUGAAUUUUGUAACAGAAGAAAUGAUUGAUCCAUACAAAAAUUUACCACGUGCCAUCUAUAUCUCUAUUCCAAUUGUCAGUUUUGUCUAUGUUUUUGCUAAUGUGGCGUACAUGACAAUCAUAUCGCCACGAGAAAUGCUUGAUUCCAAUGCAGUAGCUGUUACUUUUGGAGAUAAAGUUUUUGGUGUGAUGGCCUGGAUUGUACCUGUGUUUGUAUCACUCUCAACAUUUGGAGGUGUAAAUGGUCUACUUUUCACAUCAGGACGAUUAUUCUUUGUUGGAGCUAGAGAAGGACAUCUUCCCGAUUUCUUGUCUAUGAUCCAGGUUAACAGAAGGACACCUAUGCCGGCCAUGUUGUUCACGGGAGGACUUUCUAUACUGAUGUUGAUAACCGAUGAUGUCUUUUUCCUUAUUAACUACAUGAGUUUUGUUCAAUGGCUAUCUGUUGGCAUGUCUAUAGCAGCAUUACUAUACCUUCGUUAUGCCAGACCUGAAAUGUAUCGUCCUAUAAAGUUCAACCUGGUUAUUCCAAUAACCUUCCUGCUGUGUGUUAUAUUUUUAUUGGUGGUACCUUUAUAUGCUGCUACUGAACAGACUGGUAUGGCUCUACUUAUGGUUCUGUCUGGGUUACCAGUUUAUGUUCUUGGUGUCAAGUGGAAGAGUAAACCCAAGUCUGUCAGACAAUUCAUUGCUAGUUGUACUAUACUAGGACAGAAAUGUUGUAAUGUAGUGGCACAAGAAACAGAGGUCAAGGACAGUUAAGACUAAAGAAAAUCUAGAGAUCAAAAUAAUUGCCAUUUCUUUUUUGUUAUAAAUUGUCUGUUAUUGAAAUAUUUAUUUUUGCAGAAGCAAUCUUUUUAAAAACAAUAUGUACUGCUAUUUUUCAAAUCUCUAUUGUUUUGUUUUUUCACUGAAAGCAGCUUAUACUAUUAGCCAAAAUUAAUACAUUUUUGUAUUAAUUUUUUUCAUGUUUUAUUUAUUAUGAUGCAUUUAUUUUAUUAAAUUUUUAAUAAAUAUUAACUGCUUAGGCUGAGCUAUUGAAGAAAUCAUUGAUAAAAAUGUGUUGUUAUGAAAUGGUCCAUUUAAAGGACUGCUAACUAGCAUAAGAAAUAACUUUUGACAAAAGAUGUUAUUUUAUGUCAAUUCUUAUAUAUAUAUCUAUGUAUACAAUAUUUGAAUAAUACAUUUGGAGAAAUAUUUUAAGUUUAAUUUAUAUAUCAUUUACAUUUGAUUUUAACUUUUUUUUUCAAUUUUGAAAAUGUCAAAGCCUAGCCAAUAAAAUUGGAAUGCAAUGCAAUAGGACAUAUUGUACAUUAUUUUUUUCAUUAAUAUUUAUAUAUCAUUACCAAUGGUUUGUAUUAACAUUUUAUAAAACACAUGGUGCUCACAUCUUAAGCUAUUUUUUUACAAGUAGCAAGACCUGUAUCUUGAAUAUUUGGAAUUAAUAAAAUAGAAAUUAAUGUAUAAAAUUUAUAAAAUGCAUGAUCUUGUUAGAAAAAAAGUAUUUUGAGAACAUAAAACAUUUACAACUGAUCAACGCUAUUUCAAAUAUUUCUAAGUAAAAAGUCUGUCCCAUUAAACAAAUCAACUGCCGAGAUUUCAAAAUUCCUGUAAUCUCAAAUUUUCUUUGGCAGUUGUCUCACUCAAACGUUUCGACUGCAUUUAUAUUUGUGUAUUUAAAGUGGUGUUCAAACAAGUAUCACUCUAAAAAUAGCAUUGAAAUUUUAUUAUCUGGUAAAAAUCUAUUGUCUUCUUUUUGCUACUUGUUAUUACAUAAGAGUUUCUGUGAUUGAAAAAAUAGAUAAGUCAAAGGUGUUUUAAAAUUUGGUGUAAAAGUUGAUGAAAGACUGCAAUUCAGGCAAAUAGUCUUCAUUCUUCCAUGACAGACUCUAAAUUUUGCUCAUAAAAAUAUCAAUUAUUGUACGGUUAAACUGUAUAAAAAAAAUAAGAUACAAUUAUGAUAUUCUGUUAUAAGGCAUGUUAAAAUGUUCCUGAUUGUAAAACAUUGUUUAUUGAGAUAUUAUUUGCAAAAAAUUUUUUUUUUUAUAAUUUCAUGAAAAACUGUUGCUACUCUACAUUGAUAUUGCUCAGUUGAAAUGUUACAUAUAUUAAAAAAAAUCGUUGAAGCUCAGUUGAAAUAUUUCAUAUAUUAAAAAAUUCAUUGAA
Molecule: messenger RNA, 2934 nt
Organism: Mytilus californianus (California mussel)
Lineage: Eukaryota; Metazoa; Mollusca; Bivalvia; Mytilida; Mytilidae
Product: large neutral amino acids transporter small subunit 1-like
Exons: 12
Coding region: 67-1530 (487 amino acids)
Biological process (GO): amino acid transmembrane transport
Cellular component (GO): membrane
Molecular function (GO): L-amino acid transmembrane transporter activity
Source: RefSeq, a predicted model, not a curated record